AUGGCAGCUGUGGAAGACCGCGCCCCGCUCAUCUGGUCGGGGGGGGCGGAGAACGACGACUUUUCGCGCCUGCUCAAGGAAAGCAAGACCAAUUGCGAUUGGCAGAACAACUCGGCCGAGAACUUAUUCGAAAUAGAGGAUGAACCAACGAUUGAGUACGAUUUCGAGGUCAAGGCACCGCGAAUGAUCGACAGUUUGCUGACGCUUUGUUCUGUCACGACAUUCAUUGCAGGCUUCGUGGCGGCUGAUUUCUCCGAGUUUGCCAUGGACGACUGGGAGGACACACACUGGGUAUGUCCUCACGUGUACAUGUGCAUGCUAGCAUUCGCUGAAGGUUGCUGCUUGUACCUGUCGGUCUGUGGUACUAUUGCGGGUGCGACUUACCAGCGUGCCGCUAACCAAUUGGCCAAAUGGCCUGACCUUUUGGGAGCAGCUUUCGGGCCGAUCACAAGCAACCUUGGUCUUCUCAAAGGUCGACGGCUGGAGGCGUACAAAGCUGCAGCGGCAGAGGUCCUCAAAACAGGAUUCCAUGGCGAUUGGGCGCGCGAUCUCAUAUAUUCAGGACUUGCAAAGACCGCAGAUGACAUUACCGCCGAAAUUUGGAUCGUCAGGAAAUUCGAAGGCAGCGAGAAUGGAGCGAAACCCACAUCAUGGAUCUUGCAUGUGGAAGAUCCAGCUUUCAGGCUUGGAACCACACUUGGCUUCAAAUUCGUUACUGGUAUGGUAUUCCCGGUGGCGAUUCUGGCUUACCUUCUCGCACAGACCUUGAAGGCAUUGAAAGGGGGAAAACUCAGUAUGAUUUCAGUGGUGUUGCCCCCAGUCUUGUAUUGGAUGGUCAAAAUGCUCGGCGACCUGAAGAACAUGUACGCAAAGAUCCGUGAUUGA
Messenger RNA from Prorocentrum cordatum, 885 nucleotides. Lineage: Eukaryota; Dinophyceae; Prorocentrales; Prorocentraceae. The record is from the annotation of a GenBank genome assembly.